This is a messenger RNA of Desarmillaria tabescens, 1441 nucleotides long. Its product is annotated as triose-phosphate transporter family-domain-containing protein. Lineage: Eukaryota; Fungi; Basidiomycota; Agaricomycetes; Agaricales; Physalacriaceae. The transcript is spliced from 6 exons. Gene Ontology annotation, molecular function: antiporter activity. Gene Ontology annotation, cellular component: Golgi apparatus; endoplasmic reticulum-Golgi intermediate compartment; cis-Golgi network. Bases 23 to 1363 code for a protein of 446 amino acids. The record is from RefSeq and is a predicted model, not a curated record. Gene Ontology annotation, biological process: UDP-glucose transmembrane transport.
CACGCACGCCUAUGUUCAUUUCAUGCCUAUACCACCAGGAGCCGAUGAAUACCCCUUCGAACAUCAUAGUUCUAAUCCAUUACAGCCUUUCUUGACACAAGAAGGUGAAGAUGAAGAUAUUACCGAGGAGCCAGUGCAUUUGGCGUCCGCAGAGGAAAAGAAACGCCGAUGGUGGAGAAACGCGGUAUUGAACGUGUUGUUUAUUGCAUCCUGGUUCUUCUUUGCCACCGUGCUCUCUGUCUACAAUAAAUGGAUGUUUUCAGACAAACACAUGAACUUCAAGUUUCCCUUGUUUGUCACAACGCUUCAUAUGUUUGUGCAAUUCGCACUAUCUGCGGUUCUUCGAGUCGUUUGGCCACAUCACUUCCGUCCAGAAAAGAGUCCGCAGCUCGAAGAUUACGGGAAAAAAGUAGUUCCGACGGCUGUAGCCACCAGUCUAGACGUAGGACUGUCCAACUUCUCCCUCAAAACGAUCUCAUUGUCUUUCUAUACCAUGUGCAAAUCUUCCUCGCUUAUAUUCGUUCUCCUCUUUGCCUUCUUCUUCAAAUUAGAAACGUUUUCUUGGCGCUUGGUCGGAGUUAUCUUCCUAAUUUGCGCAGGCGUCCUUCUCAUGGUUGCGACUGAAACACAUUUCGUGCUCCAAGGUUUUCUUUUGGUUAUCAGCGCUAGUGCCUUGGGCGGCCUACGCUGGGGCCUCACUCAGCUACUGUUGCGGAAUAAGAAACUUGGUUUGGACAACCCUGCCGCGACUAUUUUCUGGAUGUCACCUACUAUGGGAAUUUCUUUGGCUGUAAUAAGCGCUGUUAUAGAAGGAUGGGGCGCCGUUAUACACAGCGGUUUUUUUGCCACUUUGCCAAAGGCCCUGGAAACGAUCUUCUACCUGAUGGCCCCCGGUGUCGUCGCAUUCUGUAUGGUCAUGAGUGAAUUUUAUAUCAUUCAACGAACGGGCAUGGUGCCAAUGUCGAUCGCUGGAAUAGCGAAGGAGGUAACAACGAUUACUAUCUCGGCGUGGUUCUUUGGCGAUGAGCUCACACCGUUGAAUAUUACCGGUGUAGCGGUCACAGUUUGUGGUAUCGUCUUAUUCACGUAUCAUAAGUAUCGAAAGUCAAUCGACUCGCCGGUGCCAUUGGACGCACACGGAAAUCCUAUAUUAUCAGAUGAAGAAUUUCUUGAUGGUGAUCGUGGACAACACGUUCUGCUUGGUGACUCGCUGCCAUUAACAAUGACGCGUGGCAGUGGGGAGUUUCACGGCGUGCGCUUAUAUUUUACGUUUGAGAUGCCCGUUACUCACGCAGACCGAAACACAGGACAUUUCUUCGGCGAGCUCCCGCCAAUUGUUAUUCUCCGCCGAAGAGGAAAUUGAGACUGACGACGCGACGCUUCCGUCGGCUGCGACAAUUCGACCUCGAGCGGACCGACGGGCUGCCAAACGGAGUUGGAC